AUGACUCCUUGGAUAGUAUUCAUCUUUAUGUACGCCUGCCUCGGCUAUGACGAGCCAAUGCCUUGUAACCCCUUCAAAGAUUCCAAAUGUGUGGCACGGAACCCUUCACUUGGGAAAUCGAUUUUUGACUCCUUUUCACAUUACCUGACCUAUUUCCAUCCUUACACUUGUUCCUCUGGGGUGCAAUACGACCAGGAAGGGUUGACUCUAACGAUUAGACACCGUAAUGAAAAUCCGUCGAUUAAAUCAAAUUUUUAUAUCUUGUACGGGAAAGUUGAGGUUGAGAUUUUGGCUGCAAAAGGUCAAGGAAUUGUUUCAUCAUUCUAUCUACAAAGUGAUGAUUUGGAUGAGAUAGAUGUGAUGGAACUGUUUGGUGGGGUUCAGGACACAUGGCAGUCCAAUUUCUUUGUCAAGGGGAAUACAUCUACGUACGCAAGAGGUGUUACACAUGCAGUUGACGAUAUUCAUCGAUACCAUUCAUAUUCUAUUGAAUGGACGCCAGAUGAAAUCGUAUGGUUUAUAGAUGGAGUAAGAGUUCGAAGAGUGGUUCCUACCUUGAAGGAAGGGUUCCCCCAAUCCCCCAUGUGUAUCAUAUUGAGUGUAUGGGUUGGAGGUGAUAGGUCCAACGAUCGUGGCACCAUUGAAUGGGCUGGAGGCUUUACAAAUUAUUUACAAGCACCGUUUGAAAUGAGAGCUAGGGAUAUAUAUGUGAUAGAUUAUUCUACGGGGAAGAGAUAUGUUUAUGGAGGUGGUUCCUUACGGGCUAUAGGCGGACAAAUCUUGGGAAAUAGAAAUCAUAGUUAA
[Candida] anglica is the source of this 804-nucleotide messenger RNA. The record is from the annotation of a GenBank genome assembly. NCBI's taxonomy places the organism in Eukaryota, Fungi, Ascomycota, Pichiomycetes, Serinales, Debaryomycetaceae.